UUUGUGCAAAUACAAUAGGCUACCUGGCCUUGCGGUGGCUGAAUGCAGAUAUUAAGAUGUGGCUGACUGUUAGACCUACAAUUGAUUUUCCUGCAGCUGUUUUGACCUAAAAUGGCGACACCAUCGGUUCCAAAUCGCUAACGCAUUGAAGUACAGUAUUGAGUACAUAUUAUCAUUGGGACACUGCGUUGUCCGCCUUUUGAUGGCAUGACAGCCUGAAUGAAAAACAACUAAUUUAGAGCUUCUGUGAUGCAGACUAUAUUCCUCUUGUGACUAUUCCUAAUCUACAUUUGGAUGCAUUUUAUGCUGCUGCGUAAAUGCAGUGACCAAUGCUGCAGUCAGAUCACAUAUACCCCAAUUUAUUCAUUUUCGUCUAGGCCUAUUUCUAUAUUGAUCAUGAGCAUCAGAAAAAUGCAGAAACCUUUAUGACCCCGAAAUGAGAAUAGGCUAAAAUAAAUCUGAAUCAAAAGGCUGAUAAUUAGACUGUUUUUAUAAACCGAGCAGCACUAAAUGAAGUUGUCUCACGUGUUAUUUUUCAUUGAGUUUCUUGCACACAGAAACAAUACGUCAAUUGUAGGCUAUUUGUUAGGCUAUCUCCUGCAUGAUAGGCUACAGUCCUGUAGAACCAACCAAACAUUAUUGUUUUGUUAUAGCUUGGUAAGAAAAAUUGUUGCAAUCAAUUCAACACAUCGCUUGAUCUAACGUACCCAUUCCUCAUUUGAGGACUACGUUGGAAGUGUUCCGUCAAAGUAGGAAAUACAUUUCUAUUGGUCAAGCGAAACUAAUCUCCUAGCAACGGCUUGGGCAGCGUUCCAAUUAGAAUCUCAAAUGAACUUUAAAAAUCCUCAAGCUAGAAUGUAGGAUGAUUGGCCUGCCAACCAUGCAACUGUGUAGCGUUUACCGUUUCCUUGAACCAAUAACGUUACGCGAGAGCGUUACAUUGUUGCAGAGAGGGGCGUUUAUGAGUUUCCUUCAUAACUCGGUUUGGGCAGAGUACCGAGCACAUCUCCUAUGCGGGCAUUUAUUUUUUUCGUCGCUAAAUCAGUUCACGUUUUAUUUGUCAUAUCAGUAUAUAUUGAGAGAUUUCGUUAACUGAGACGGACGGCUGACACAUUUAUAGCCCUUGCCCAACAAAGCAUUAUGCUAGGCUAUUAAAAAAAAUUUUUCACACUUUCUAUGGUUUCUGAGUGGUAGUCUAUACCACAUGCAGUUCGCUUCAGUGGAGCGUUUUAAUUUCACGGGAUAUAGAAAAUAUAUUUUGUUUAACCUACUGAGUGUGUAUGUUACUGUGCUGAUCUGUGCCUAUGACAGACGUUUAAGUUAUUAUUUAGGUGCGUCUAUAAAGUAAAGACGGCAAGCAAUUGCCGUUGAACUUGAUUUGGUAACUUAUUGUUGGCUCAAGUCGCUUUCAGAAUGACCGAGGACAAUGUCACAAGUAAAAGCAUUGAAAUCGUCAAAGAUCAACUGUAUUUCGCCAUACUGCAGCAGAAGAUUAAAAGCACAGCUGACAGACAUUUCUUCUGCAUAGACGAAGAGCUGUCAUAUGAGAACUUCUAUGCAGACUUUGGCCCGCUCAACCUGGCCAUGUUCUAUCGCUUUUGUUGCAAACUCACUAAAAAGCUCAAGUCAUUCACACUAGCAAAGAAGAAGAUAGUCUUCUAUACCUGUGGAGAUAAUAAGAAACAAGCCAAUGCUGCCUAUCUUAUUGGUUCAUAUGCAGUGAUGCAUUUGCAGAAGACGCCAGAGGAAGCCUACAGUCUACUGGUGUCCAGGAACUCUACCUACCUGUCCUUCAGAGAUGCCUCUUUUGGAACUUGUAUGUACAAUCUGAACAUUCUAGACUGCCUGCGCGCCAUAUACAAGGCUCUGCAGUUUGGCUGGCUUGAUUUCUCCCAGUUUGAUGUGGAGGAAUACGAGCAUUAUGAGAGAGCAGAAAAUGGAGAUUUCAACUGGAUUAUUCCUGGAAAGUUCCUAGCGUUCAGCGGCCCUCAUCCAAAAAGCAAAAUAGAGAACGGUUACCCUCUCCAUGCCCCCGAGGCCUACUUUCCUUAUUUCAGGAAACACAACAUCACAGCCAUCGUCCGUCUCAACAAGAAGAUGUACGAUGCCAAGCGCUUCACUGACAUGGGCUUCGAGCACCACGACCUCUUCUUCGUGGACGGAAGCACGCCAAAUGAUGCCAUCGUCAGGAAGUUCCUCAACAUCUGUGAGAAUGCAGAUGGAGCUAUCGCUGUUCACUGCAAAGCGGGUCUGGGUCGAACAGGCACUCUGAUAGGCUGUUACAUGAUGAAGCACUACCGCCUGACUGCAUCUGAGGCCAUCGCCUGGAUGAGGAUCUGCCGGCCAGGAUCAGUCAUCGGCCCACAACAAAACUUUGUGGAAGAUAAGCAGAUCAGCUUGUGGUCGGAGGGAGAUGUUUUCCGGGAGAAGAUGAACGAGCAGGAGAACGGCAAGCUGGCCGUCACCAGAAUCCUGUCGGGGGUUGAUGACAUCACUAUCAACGGCAGCAACAAAAGCAGGAUGUCCAAAAAGGAAGAGGCAGAACUGUAUAGUGACGAUGAGGAGAGGAAUGGCAUCACCCAGGGUGAUAAACUGCGAGCCCUGAAGAGCAAGAGGCAGGCGAGAACAACCACAGGUUCCCUUUCACAAGAAGAGAACAAGAUUCACACCAGGUCCUCAUCGCAGUCUUUAAGGAUUCUCCUGCAGUCUAGUGGGCCUGAUGCCUCAGACAAUAGGAAGAGAACCAGAACCUCGCUGCCUGCCAACAGUGUGGGGGGCAGCUCCCUGUGCAGCUCCAGACUAGCCAGGUCUCUAGGCAGCAUGCAUGUAGUGGCCAGCGACAGAGAGCCAGUGUGCUGUGAGUCCAGUGGCUGCCAUAGAGACACAGCCACCAACGCAGGCAGCACAGGCAACCUGCCCAACCUAAACAUGCUGCAGGCCCCUCAGAAGCAGACGCACUGUGUCCAGAGGACGGAAAACUCGAUGUUCUUUACAAUCAAUGCGCUUUACGAGACUAUGUCACUCCAUACCCAAAGCUAGAGCUCCUCUACUGCGCUGAGCCUGAGAUUCUGGAAUUCUAAGGGAGUACAGUCUACCUGCAGCUCCUGCAAAUGGAGAUUUUUGUUUUCAUUUCUUAAGCGGGACUGGGUUUAUUUUACUUGAACCAGUCCAGUCAAUUGCUGAUUUUAAGGGAUGUUGAUGAGGAAAUGUGAUGUCUCGGUUUUUCUUCCCAUUCAAUCAGAUGUAAACCAUGUUCAGUUAGUUUGGAAUUAAUUUGCCAUCCCCUUUUUAUUACUAUAUAUAUAUAUAUAUAUAUUAUAUUUCACUGUUUAUAUCAUGAAACAAAACUGUGUCCUGGCCAUAAGUAGUGGGAAUAGUGCCAUUUCAAAUGUAACUGCCAAAAUAAAGGAAA
Oncorhynchus tshawytscha (Chinook salmon) is the source of this 3412-nucleotide messenger RNA. RefSeq names its product dual specificity protein phosphatase CDC14A. Gene Ontology annotation, molecular function: protein serine/threonine phosphatase activity; protein tyrosine/serine/threonine phosphatase activity. Gene Ontology annotation, biological process: protein dephosphorylation; cilium assembly; positive regulation of cytokinesis. The record is from RefSeq and is a predicted model, not a curated record. The transcript is spliced from 17 exons. Gene Ontology annotation, cellular component: mitotic spindle; nucleolus; spindle pole. The coding region runs from base 1414 to 3039 and encodes 541 amino acids. Lineage: Eukaryota; Metazoa; Chordata; Actinopteri; Salmoniformes; Salmonidae.